Peronospora matthiolae is the source of this 2739-nucleotide messenger RNA. NCBI's taxonomy places the organism in Eukaryota, Oomycota, Peronosporomycetes, Peronosporales, Peronosporaceae. The record is from the annotation of a GenBank genome assembly.
AUGCGAUUUUGGUGGCCGGGUUGGGAGCCUCGAGAGCGCUCUCUAUCUAGCGAUAGUGAGUGCUCUACGGACAGCCAUUCCAGUCUCGCCAGCGAUGCGUCGUUUUACGACGCGUCGCCUGAUGACGAAACUGGAGUGGGACACGACGAAAUUCCCCCUCUCCCAGAUGACACGCAACUGGUCACUGGGGAACAGGCGGGGCAGUCUGAUUUAAGACUGUUCCCAGAAAGUUCGUCACCCUUCUUUGCGGAACGGGUGGGACGAAACUGCCUGGGAACGGUCGCCGUCGGACAAGGGGUAGGGGUACACACUGGUACCUCCAAUAAUUCCCUUCCGGGGCCCCAAAAUGGGCCCCGAGUGCGUCUACGCGCGCCAUCGCCUCGCGGUGAUGACGCGGAGUUAGGCGCCGCAACUUCGGGCACGGGUUCGGAUCCCGCAUCGCCCAGUGCCUACCAAGUUUCCGCGCGCGCAGAGGUCUCUGUCGCGCGUGAGCCCCGUCUGGUGUCCGGCCCCGAUUUUGGUAUAGGGGUCGCCGCAAUUCACGACACCAUUCAAGACAACGCUCAAGACUCCUCGGGCCAAGAUAGCGUCGUCUCCGCCGGCCUUGCAGAGGCCACGAGACCGCCUCCCGCCUCCUCCGCGCGCCGUUUGACUUCCCCCGUCUCGCCGGACGCUCCCGCCGCUGCCGUGGCCUCGCAGGAUGAAGAUGCGAUUGUUGGCAUACCCGGCAGGGCGGGCGCUACGCUGCCCGACCGGGUAUCGCCGACACACGGACAAGGACUGCAGAGCGACGGCUCCCCGGGCGCAAUCAUGCGGCGCCCGGGUACCAAGACGUGCACCAAGGGCAUCUACACGUUACGGAGCGCCCUCCCAGACGUGGGAGCGGCCCAAGACACUGCUAGCGAUGAUGUUGGGCCCGGCAGGGCGGCAAGCAUGCUGCCCGACCGGGUCCAGCAUGGACAUCUACAGAGCGUCGGCUCCCCGGGUGCCCACAGGCAGCCCCCGGGUCCAGACGCGGCGGCACGCAUGCUGCCCGAACGGGUGCAGCUCGGGUCCGCGCUCGUAGCCGCAACGGCUCGCGCACUGGGUGCCUUCCAAGGCCCCAGCGACCCAGAGGAUAGCGAAAACAGCGACGGCGGGGCACCCGACGACGACACUGCCUCCUCGAUGGACGACGACGCUGCCUCCUCCUCAAGUGAUGAUGACCGGCUCGGGCAUGUAGCUACGGAGCUGCCUGCCCGAGCUGGAUACACUGCAGUGGCCGCGGCCCCCACCAUGGGCUGCCACGACACCGCCAGCGAGGCCGUGUCCACUGCAGCAAUUAUUUAUGUCUCACGUACCUGUGACGACCGGCUCGGCAGACAGGCUCCCAUACUGCCUGACCGAGUCGGGUGUGACGCUCCCAUGCCUUGCGGCGACGAGCCGUCCGCUGUUGCUGGGCCCUGUCCCCAUGAUGAUGACUGCACACCCGGCAGGGCGGGCAGCAUGCUGCCCGUGGGUGCUGCACAGGCUCCUGCCACGACCGCAGCCGUCCCCAUGGAGGUGCACCAGGGCGCGACGUGGCAGGCAGCAAGCCUCACUCCGCCGUCUCCUCCUCUCGUGCUCCGCCUCAACGGCAAGCGUCGCCGCUUGAACGACGAGGAUGACGGGGACGAACGCGAGCAAGCCGAGCAACUGCUGCUCGAGGACGUCGAGGCCGCCCCCAUGAACUCAGCGCUUAGGCCAUCCGCGGCCAGCGCACUUCCGGCCUCCGUCCUGUCCGUGUAUGCCCACAACGCGCCGCACUUCACGUGCACGCUGUGUGCAUAUACGGCGUCAAGCUUUGCUUCGCUCAAGCGCCACCGGGACUCAAGGCAUCGCCGCAUCGCCUUCCUCGACCGGUUCUCGGCAGGUUGUGCGUGCGGCACACCUUUCGUGUCGAGGCUGGCUGCAGCUAACCACGCGCAAGCGUGCGCCAGUCUCCGCGACACUUCGGCUGCGACCGCAUCAGCAGCCGGGGACCUCAGCCCCACUGCUGGUGCAGUUAAUGCCACCGCUACGGUGGCCGACACCGAACCCGUGCUGCCCCGCCAAGACCCUCCGGUGCUCACUGUGUCCCCCCCACAGUCUAGCACCACUCAUGACAGGUCAACAGAGUCAAGAUGGAGCCCCCCGCUCCCAAGGCAGCUGCCGGAGCUGACGGAGGAGGAAGAGACGAAGGUAGGCGAAAGCGACGACGAGGACGACGCUGAUGAAGGUGAUGGCGAAUGGCUGCUGCGCUUCGACGGUGCCUGCCGCAAGAACCCUGGCCCAGGCGGCGCCGGCGCUGCGUUGUUCAAGCCCAGCGGCCCCGUAGUGUGGACAUGCUCACACUACAUGCCGAGCAGCAGCGAGACGAACAACACCGCUGAGUAUACCGCUCUGCUGCUCGGUACAAGGGCUGCUGCCGAUCAUGGCGUCACGUGCCUGCGCAUCGAGGGUGACAGCACGCUGGUCAUCCAGCAGGUGCGUGGCAUCUUCGCCACUCGCAGCGCCGCCCUUCGCCGCCUUCGGGACCAAGUCAAGGUUGAGCUGGCGCGAGUGGGAGUCUUUACGCUCCACCACAUUGAUCUCCAGGCCAACGCACAUGCUGACCGCCUCGCGAACCGUGGGCUCGACCUCCGCCGUACCGUACUGGAGUGCGCAGACCAUCCAACUGGUGAUGGCUGCACUCGUACGAGCAACAUCGGCUUGCGGCAGGACACCAUACCGGUGUGGUGA